Molecule: messenger RNA, 1674 nt
Organism: Symbiodinium sp. CCMP2592
Lineage: Eukaryota; Dinophyceae; Suessiales; Symbiodiniaceae
Source: the annotation of a GenBank genome assembly
AUGGCUGGCAGCGGUUUUUCUGGUCACCAGAAGAAGAGGCAUUCAUCCCCGGCAGCAGCAUCGUCAGGAGGAGCGAAAAGACUCCGAGGUGGUAUCCGGCAAAGACUACGAGCAGCUGGAGCUUAUGUGCCUGCUUCAUAUGAGGAGGGCAUCGCAACCACCACCGAUGAUGAUGAUGAUGAUUUUGUUCCUCGCGGUGGGGAGCUGCCGCCCUCGGAUGCAGAUACGAGGACCAAAGCUGUGAGCCCCAACUCUCGUUUGGGCCGGAAGCUUUUGGAGUUGUUCUGCUGGGGCGAUAUGAGCCCACAGCUUUUACAGAGCCUUGCUGAAGCCGCAAGGCAAGAUAUCCACUCAACUUUGCAGGAGCACGGUGAGGAGCCGACCUCAUCCACUUCCCAGUGCCUUCGAGAUAUUACACAACUGGCUAGCAUAGGCUCCUAUGGGAAGUUCAGCAACAAGUGCUACAGCGACCUUAUGAGGCGGGUGGAGCCGAAUAUUGCCGUCGCCGAAACAUACAAAACCAAGCUCCACUUUGCAAACCCCGCAGGUGAACAUACACAAGAGGUAUUGUUACCUCAUGAGCUGUUCGCUUCAAUGUUCGAGCAUGAGAAUGAGGCUUUCUUUCGCAAUGUAGCCAGCGACGAGGGUACACGUACAAAGUUCUGGGAUCGCAUGCGAUCUCACUCCCACCCGGCUUGGGAAAAUCACCCGCUGCUGCAUCGCAACAUCAAAAAGGCGAUUCCUAUUUCGGUUCACGGCGACGAGGUUCCCAUCGCUGGGAUUGGAAAGCAGUGGUCCAAGAAGCUCGUCAACGUGUCAUGGGCAAGCUUGCUGGGCAAGACUGAAACGAAGUCGACACAGUUCUGGUCGAUGGGACUGGUAGAGAAAACCGAUGUUAAGAAUGGCCCGUAUGCCACUAUGCGAAACCUCUGGAAGAUUUUGGCAUGGUCAUUUACUGCUCUCUGGUCUGGGCUAUGGCCGUUGACCGACCACGAGGGCAACAGGUUGGGGCUGCAUGGCGAGGAACGAUGUGGCGACCAGAUGCCUGGCAUGCUUGGGCUGGACGAAGUCAUGAAUGAAGGAAGUCCAGAAGACAACUUAGCAGCCUGUUGGCGAUUCAUUCGCGAGUAUUAUCGGAUGCAUCAAACAGCUGUGAGGUUCAGAUCGAUGAGCCGUUUAACCAUGUUCGUACGAAAAACCGGUGGGCCAAAGCUCCGAGGAAAAGCAGGCGAACUGCGAUAUUUUGGGGAGGUGCUGUUGGCACUAUGGACAACAUAUUGCAGUAAUGAGCUUGAGCUUCACAAGAAGAUCACACUUCUCUUGAAAAGUAACGUUUUCAUGGAAAGGAAGCUGACGGAGACGAAGGGCCAGACUUCGAUGGAGGACGAGGAUGCUGAUGAGCUUAAUCAAGCAUGCUCCGAUAUGCUGGUACUUCAGAGUGAUCUUGCGAGGCACUUUGCAGAGCACGGCAAACUGUACUUCACUCUAACUUCGAAAGCACACCAGCUACAGCAUGUAUGGGCAUUUGUCGGCGAGGACCUCCAACAGAAGGUGCAGCGACUCGCUUCCAUGUCCCUGAAGGGGAAUGUUGGGCCUUAUGCUGUCAACAAGAUGCUCAGACGUUACCGGUUGGCCCUGAGCAUGAUCUGGCGAGAUCAAAGGACGAAUGCCUAA